Kogia breviceps (pygmy sperm whale) is the source of this 1613-nucleotide messenger RNA. RefSeq names its product myogenin (gene MYOG). Gene Ontology annotation, biological process: positive regulation of myoblast differentiation; muscle organ development; positive regulation of skeletal muscle fiber development. NCBI's taxonomy places the organism in Eukaryota, Metazoa, Chordata, Mammalia, Artiodactyla, Physeteridae. The record is from RefSeq and is a predicted model, not a curated record. Gene Ontology annotation, molecular function: protein dimerization activity; RNA polymerase II cis-regulatory region sequence-specific DNA binding; DNA-binding transcription factor activity, RNA polymerase II-specific.
UCUUGAUGUGCAGCAACAGCUUAGAGGGGGGCUCAGGUUUCUGUGGCGUUGGCUAUAUUUAUCUCUGGUUCCAUGCCAGCGGGGAGGGUUUAAAUGGCACCCAGCAGUUGGCGUGAGGGGCUGCAGGAGCUUGGGGGCUGGUGGCAGGAACAAGUCUUUUCUGACCCCAUGGAGCUGUAUGAGACAUCCCCCUACUUCUACCAGGAACCCCACUUCUAUGACGGGGAAAACUACCUGCCCGUCCACCUCCAGGGCUUCGAGCCACCGGGCUAUGAGCGGACUGAGCUCAGCCUGAGCCCCGAGGCCCGAGUGCCCCUCGAAGACAAGGGGCUAGGGACCCCUGAGCACUGCCCAGGCCAGUGCCUGCCGUGGGCGUGUAAGGUGUGCAAGAGGAAGUCGGUGUCUGUGGACCGGCGGCGGGCAGCCACACUGAGGGAGAAGCGCAGGCUCAAGAAGGUGAAUGAGGCCUUUGAGGCCCUGAAGAGGAGCACCCUGCUCAACCCCAACCAGCGGCUGCCCAAGGUGGAGAUUCUGCGCAGUGCCAUCCAGUACAUCGAGCGCCUGCAGGCCCUGCUCAGCUCCCUCAACCAGGAGGAGCGCGAUCUCCGCUACCGAGGCGGGGGCGGACCCCAACCAGGGGUGCCCAGUGAAUGCAGCUCCCAUAGUACCUCCUGCAGUCCAGAGUGGGGCAGUGCACUGGAGUUUGGCCCCAACCCAGGGGAUCAUCUGCUCACAGCUGACCCUACGGAUGCCCACAAUCUGCACUCCCUCACCUCCAUUGUGGACAGCAUCACAGUGGAGGAUGUCGCUGUGGCCUUCCCAGAUGAAACCAUGCCCAAUUGAGAUUGUCUGCCAAAAUGGGCAACCAUGAGAGCCCCCCAAGCUGGCCACAGAUGCCACCACUUCUGCAGCAGGGCUCUCCUAAGCCAGGCUGUCCUGAUGCCAGGAAGCCAGCCUUGGGGCUGCCAAAUGCCAGACUAUCCCCCUCCUCAUCCAUAUAAGGUUAACCCAUCACCCAGAGAGGGAAUGGAUGCUUUCAUUUAGCUAACUCCUUAGAGCAGAGAGCAGUUCUGUUUCCAGGGAGAUAAAGCAGGGGACCGGAGCGCCCCCUUGUGUAAGCCCCCUGGCUCAGGGGGCAACUCAGGAGCUUCCCUUUGAUCAUAAUGCAGCCUCCAAUUCCACCCCCUGAAAAGAUACACUUUGAGAGACGAAGACAGUGUCCUGACCUGGACAAACUAUGUACAUCUCCUGUUGUUGUCUCUUCCUAUGCCAGGGUUAGGCUGGGCCUGCCCUGAAUUGAGAGAAGGGAGAGAAACAAUCUUCUGUUCCCAAGUCACUGGGGGGCCAAGCUUUUGCAGUGAAUGCUGGGAACCUUCCAAUGGUUUUAUGUUUUGUUUUGUUUUGCGUGUUGUUUGUAAAGCUGCCAUCUGACCAAGGUCUCUGUGCUGAAGUUGCCAGGGACAGGUGGGGGGUGGGUGGGCAGGGACUCCUGGGGUGAUUUAUUUUGUUAACUAAGCAUCGUGUGGUUUUGCCAUUGUUUUGUAUAUUUUUUUUUUUUUGCUAACUUAUUUGGAUUUCUUUUUUAAAAAAUGAAUAAAGACUGGGUGCUAGAA